UGGUCCCAGGCCAUGUGGUUACCCUUGGAAGAUGCCCUGCUCUUUAAAAGGAAUUUUUGGUCUGCUAAAGGCACAGUGGAUACACUAGAAUGGACACAGAGGAGUUCCCUCCCCCACCUCCAGAAGUUCUAGAGAAUGAACCCAAACUCACUGGUACAAAUGAUGAAGAGGAAGAAGAAGGAGAACAGUUUGACUUCGAUAGUGGAGAUGAGAUACCAGAAGCAGACCGACAAGCUCUUACGCCACCUUCUGAUUCUGGAAAUAACGUAGAGCAUGAAGAGGCUAACGUCACGGGGACUGGUAAUUUAGAAAAAAGUGAGAAAACGCAGACAUCACAGUCUACUACAGAGUGCACUCCAACAAAAGUAAACCCCUAUUCAGUUAUUAAUAUUUCACCAAUCCAAGAAAAGGAUCUCUCCUCAUCACCAGAACCAAGCCCUCCAGAUGAAAGUACAAGUCCUAACUUGUGCAGUGGAUAUUCUGUUCCUGUGCCCUGUGGCUAUGCUGUACCAUCCAAUUUACCAUUGAUACUGCCAGCAUACUCCAGUCCUAUUAUAAUACGCAGUGUUUCUGUGGAUGAAGAAGCAGGUAUGCAGUCAGCAACUGAAGAAUGCCGUUGUAGUUCUGUAAACUCAGAGGAUCCCCAAAAUAGUGAAGAUAACCAGGUCAGGAAAGAGGAUGAUGCUUUGGCCAAAUGGGUUGCAGAUCCAGCAAAUACAGCAUGGAUGGAAAACCCAGAUGAAGUAAUUUAUGAUGAUGUGCCAAGAGAAAAUUCAGACUCUGAACCAGAGGAAAUGAUUUAUGAUGAUGUUGAAAAUGGGGAUGAUGGUGGAAACAGCUCCCUGGAAUAUGGGUGGAGUUCAAGUGAGUUUGAAAGUUAUGAAGAACAAAGUGAUUCUGAGUGUAAAAAUGGAAUUCCCAGCUCCUUUUUGCGAGGCAACCACAAGAGACAUCUUUCUCAUGACCUAACGCGUUUAAAGGAGCAUUAUGAAAAAAAGAUGAAAGAUUUGAUGGCAAGCACAGUGGGAGCAGUAGAGAUUCAGCAACUAAAGCAAAAACAUGAGCUGAAGAUGCAAAAGCUCAUGAGAGCUGCUAGAGAAGGUACCAAAGAUGGACUUGAAAAAACAAAAGCAGCUGUGAAAAAAGGUCGUUCUUUCAUUAGAACUAAAUCUUUUAUUUCUCAAGACCAUAGAUCACCAUGUCUGGAAGAGGAAGAGCUGAAUUUAUUUAUUGACGUGGACUGUAUGCAUGCAGAAGCAAUUAUGACCCCUAUGCCUGAAGGACUAUCACAGCAGCAGGUUGUGAGAAGAUAUAUUUUGGGCUCUGUGGUUGACAGUGAGAAGAAUUAUGUGGACGCCCUCAAAAGAAUCCUGGAGCAAUAUGAGAAGCCUCUUUCAGAAGUAGAACCAAAAUUACUGAGUGAAAGAAAACUCAAAAUGGUCUUCUAUCGAAUUAAGGAAAUUCUUCAGUGCCAUUCGAUGUUUCAAAUAGCCCUGGCCAGUCGUGUAUCUGAGUGGGAUUCUGUUGAAAUGAUUGGCGACGUCUUUGUUGCUUCAUUUUCUAAAUCUAUGGUAUUGGAUGCAUACAGUGAAUAUGUAAACAACUUCAGUACGGCAGUGGGGAUUCUCAAGAAAACAUGUGCCACCAAGCCUGCCUUUCUAGAUUUUUUAAAACAGUGCCAGGAGUCAAGUCCUGAUCGAAUUACACUGUAUGGUUUAAUGAUGAAACCUAUCCAGCGCUUUCCACAGUUCAUUCUACUAUUGCAGGAUAUGUUGAAGAAUACUAAUAAAGGACAUCCUGAUAGGUUACCUCUACAGAUGGCUCUUACAGAACUUGAAACACUGGCAGAGAAAUUAAAUGAAAGGAAAAGGGAUGCGGAUCAGCGCUGUGAAAUAAAGCAAAUAGCAAAAGCAAUGAAUGAACGUUAUCUGAACAAGCUACUUAGCAGUGGAAACAGAUACCUCAUACGGACUGAUGAUAUGAUUGAAACAGUUUACAAUGACAAAGGAGAAAUUGUCAAAACCAAAGAACGACGACUUUUCAUGUUAAAUGAUGUAUUGAUGUGUGCAACAGUAAAUAUGCGCUCUUCCUACGAAAGCAGUGGCAUCGUGACAACUGGCCAGAGGUAUUUAUUAAAAUGGAGCGUACCACUGGGACAAGUGGAAGUCAUAGAGUAUGGCAGCAGCGAGGGCCAAGGGGAGAACUGCAGGUUUCCACCUCAGCACUCUGCUGAGAGCGUCAUCGUUAACUCUAAGCCAAACAAGCUGUAUAUGGGACCAGGGCAACUGUACCAUGAUCUGCAGAACCUCUUACAUGAUUUGAAUGUAGUUGGUCAAAUUAGUCAAUUAAUAGGUGGCCUUAGAGGAAACUACCAGAACUUAAACCAAUCAGUAGCCCAUGACUGGACAUCAGGCUUACAAAAACUGAUCUUGAAAAAAGAAGAUGAAAUCAGAGCUGCAGAUCGCUGUAGAAUCCAGCUACAACUUCCAGGAAAGCAGGACAAGUCUGGGAGGCCUACUUUCUUUACAGCUGUAUUCAAUACAUUUACCCCUGCAAUCAAACAGUCUUGGAUCAACAAUUUACAAAUGGCUAAGCUGGCCCUUGCAGAGGAUAACCUGUUAGGCUGGUUCUGUGUAGAAGAAGAUGGGAAUCAGAUCAAAAAGGAGAAACAUCCUCUCCUUGUUAGACACAUGCCAGUGAUGAUGGCCAAACAGCAGGAGUUUAAGAUUGAAUGUGCUGCCUAUAAUCCUGAACCUUACCUGUCUGGCGAUACGGAGUCAGAUUCUUGUUCCAUGGAACAUGGUUUUCUUUGGAUUGGCAGUUGUACUAAUCAGAUGGGCCAGAUUGCAAUAGUGUCAUUUCAAAACUCCAGCCCCAAGGUUAUUGAAUGCUUCAAUGUGGAAUCACGGAUUCUCUGCAUGGUCUACAUACCAGAGGAGGAGAAACCGAAACAGCUAAACAUGGCUCUUAACUCUGAAAACGUUCUUACAAAAGCUUCUAAUGUGCCUACUAUUUGCCUCGGCAUGGAAGAAGGAAGCAUAUCUAUUUACAAAAGUUGCCAAGGCUCAAAGAAAAUUCGACUUCAACACUUUUUUGCUCCUGAAAAAUCAACUGUUAUGAGCUUAGCAUAUAUGUCUCAAUACUUGUUUGCUGGCUUGGUAAAUGGGAACAUCGCAGUCUACACAAAAGCAGAAGAUGGAGCGUGGAGUACAGACCCUCAGAAGAUAGUGAAGUUGGGGGUUUUGCCUGUUAGAAGUCUACUGGUGAUGGAAGACACCAUUUGGGCUGCAUGUGGUGGACAAAUUUUUAUAAUCAGUACUGUGACACAUGUUAUAGAGACCCAUUUUGAAGCUCAUCAGGAAGAAGGGAUGGUAAUCUCUCACAUGGCUGUUGCUGGCGUAGGCAUCUGGAUCGCCUUCACGUCUGGAUCUACACUUCGCCUGUUCCACACUGAGACCCUGAAACACCUCCAGGACAUUAACAUUGCCACGCCUGUUCACAAUAUGUUGCCAGGGCAGCAGCGUGUUUCUGUGACCAGCCUCCUGGUAUGCCAUGGUUUGUUACUGGUUGGAACAAAUCUGGGUAUAAUAGUAGCAUUGCCAGUGCCUCGCUUGCAGGGGAUUCCCAAAGUAACUGGAAGAGGAAUGGUGUCAUAUCAUGCGCACAAUGGUCCAGUCAAGUUUCUUGUAAUGGCUGCAUCUAUAAACAAGAAAAACAAAAACAAAUCCAGGAACAGUCUGCCUCCCAGCUCAGAAUCCAAAGAAGAUGAGCAAAAGAACGUUCUGCACAAUGAGAGACCAGGUUCUUCCCUUAGUAAUACCCACGAUACUGCGAUUUGGCUGGGAGGUGCAGCAGGAUCCAUUACACAAAAAAGUGACUUGUCUUCAUCUUCUGGAUCCCUGACAUUGUCUCACGGAUCGAGUUCCCUAGAACAUAGACCGGAGGACAGUAACAUUUACGAGCUUUUGAAGGAUCAGAAUAUUUCAUCUAAAAGUAAAAGGCAGAGAUCCAAAAAAAUGAAAGCAAGUUCAGUAUUAGUUAUUUCUGGUGGUCAAGGACACAGAAGAGUGAACAAGAAGAGCAAGCAGCAGCGACAAGAUGAACUAGUGUCUUCAGUGAUGGUUUGGCAAAUCCCACUAUUAAAUAUCUAAGUAAAUUAAGUCCAAGAUAUCUUCUCUUAUUACCAAAAAAAAAAAAAAAAAAAAAAAGCCUGAUGUAAUCUUUUUACAGCAAAUGCCGGCUUAGGACACAACCUGAUAGACUUUACACAUGGGAGCAAUGUCACUAGAAUUUAAUCACAUGAUUAAAGACUGCAAGACAGAGUUUUCACGUAUUUAGAACAUUCUGCAGUAUUAGGUUAUUGGAAAACAUUCAGCUGUUGAUGCUGUCUUUGAUACUUAAAACACAAAGAAUUUGUUAGACCCUUUUUAAUGGUUUUAGAAUCUCUACCUUAUUUAUAUUCACAUUUAUAAAUAUUAUCAUUAUAUUCUAUAGCACUUAGGGAAGGGAAGGAACACAUGCCAUGUCACUUGCUGGUUUUUGCUUAUGUAAAUCAGCUGUUUAUUUCUUUUUCCAAAGGGAUAUAUUGCAUGGACUGUAGAUUUUAACAAAUUAGCAAAUAUUUUUAAACAAUAAAUAUUCUAAUACAAGCUAAUAUUAAUUUGGUAGUCUCUAUAAUAGUUUGUAACAAUUCUACAAGCCUGAGUUUGGUCUGAACAGAAAACAUUCAAAAGUCAGUUUUCUUAAUUGAUGGAUAGUUGUUUAUUUUGACAUAGAAAAUGUAUGUUUUAUUUCUAAUGCUCAGUAUUAUUGAAGAACUUUGCAGGAUAAAGAAGUGCAUUAAUUUUCUUGGUAGGUGCAAUGUGUCUGUGACUCACCUUCAUUGUACAGAGAAAGUUCUAGGACAUUGUGGCUUAGGAUAAAUAGAAAA
Messenger RNA from Struthio camelus australis, 4930 nucleotides. NCBI's taxonomy places the organism in Eukaryota, Metazoa, Chordata, Aves, Struthioniformes, Struthionidae. The record is from RefSeq and is a predicted model, not a curated record.